AUGAACGCCGGACAGCACACACGGCGCGCCGCCGCGAGAGCAGGCCAGUCCGCAUGCCGCACAUGUCGCAACCCACGGCGACCCUACGCAACCGCCGCCGCCGCCGCCGCCGCGCCGACGCCUGAGGACACCCUCGCCCAGCACAUCCCGCCCGCAGCCCAGUCCGCGCCGGCAAGCAGCUACGCCGUCAACGCAGGCGUGCUGCUCUCGCGCCCGCCGCAGAUCACGCGCGACCUGCACCCGUUCGAGGCGGCCUUCUUCCUGUACCAGAAGCGACUCAACGAGCGGCUUGCGCUGCCGUUCACGCGGUACUUUUACGUCAAGCCGCGCACGCCCGCAGACCGCGAGUGGAAGCGCAAGAUGGCGGCGCGCCUGACGCCCGCGCGCGACAUUGGGCGCUACAAGGGCUACGGCGACGACGCGUGGAACGACGAGGUGCUCGUCGGCGCGCGGGAGAGCGAGCUGCAGUGGCAGGUGGACCGGCUGCUGGAAGACGCGCAGACGACGGGCGCCGAGGGGGACGCCAACGCGGCGGCAGCGGCGGCGGCGGCAGCGGCGAAGCCAGAGGUCGACGCCUUCGAGCGCCCGCCGAGCCGCGUGACCGAGGCCGACGAGAAGAACGACACGAAGAGCCUGGCGCGCGCGCUGCAGCGGACGCUGUACCUGCUGGUCAAAAACAAGGAAGGGCGGUGGGAGUUCCCGCAGGACCGGCUGGGGGACGAGAACCUGCACGGCGCCGCACAGCGCAUCCUCAACACGUCGGCGGGCGCCAACAUGAACACCUGGCUCGUGGGCCACGUGCCCGUCGGGCACUACACGUCGACGUACAGCGCGCCCCUAUCGCGCGCGGGGCUGCACGAGCAGGGCAGCAAGACCUUCUUCCUCAAGGCGCGCAUCAUGGCCGGCCAGGCGAGUCUGGCCGACAGCAAGUUGGGCCUGCGGGACUUCCAGUGGCUGCACAAGGAGGAGCUGCAGCGCGCCGUCGAGCCCGACUACUGGCGGCAGGUCAAGAACAUGAUUGCUGAGCGGUGA
Molecule: messenger RNA, 1032 nt
Organism: Didymella exigua CBS 183.55
Lineage: Eukaryota; Fungi; Ascomycota; Dothideomycetes; Pleosporales; Didymellaceae
Exons: 3
Coding region: 1-1032 (343 amino acids)
Cellular component (GO): mitochondrial large ribosomal subunit
Molecular function (GO): structural constituent of ribosome
Source: RefSeq, a predicted model, not a curated record